Molecule: messenger RNA, 3450 nt
Organism: Torulaspora delbrueckii
Lineage: Eukaryota; Fungi; Ascomycota; Saccharomycetes; Saccharomycetales; Saccharomycetaceae
Gene: NUP133
Product: Nup133p
Exons: 1
Coding region: 1-3450 (1149 amino acids)
Biological process (GO): transcription-dependent tethering of RNA polymerase II gene DNA at nuclear periphery; protein import into nucleus; poly(A)+ mRNA export from nucleus
Cellular component (GO): nuclear pore outer ring
Molecular function (GO): protein binding; structural constituent of nuclear pore
Source: RefSeq, a predicted model, not a curated record
AUGAGUGCGGGCCGCCCUUUGUUCCAAUUGAGGAAGGAACUCAAUAGUUCGAUAGCCCAAUUGGAAAAUGAUGACUUAGUGGAUAGCAGCUCCUCAAUGGUCAAUGAGACCCAUACGAGCGAAUAUCUGACCUCGGCAAUCGAUACAUCCUUGGAACAUCACCAGAAUCAGGGAAAAUUCAAUAAUGUCAAGGUUUUAACUGAGAAUGAUAAAUACGUCGUGAAAAGAUUGACGCCAGAUUUAUCUUCACUCCCAUUGAAUGAGGAGUACUUGGAAGGAACUGUUGAUGUGUUUUUGGGCAAGGCUUUGGUCAAUGAUGCUGAUCACUUAUACAUAUGGGACUACCAAUCGACUCAAAGAAAUGUGAAUUUUUCUCGAGUUCCCUUACAUGAGGAGUCUGAGGUACUAAGUUCGCCACCAAAAUGUCUGUUCACACGCCCGUCAGCUGUCGAUGACUCUACUCAAAUGUUUUUGGAUAAUUCUGCUGGUUCUUCUGGUGGCAUUUGUAUUAUACACAGGAAAAAUGGACAAUUCAUUUACUAUGAGGACAUCGAUUCGAUAAAUAAUCUGCAUUUGCAGCUUUCCAAGAAUAAAGCGCACACUUUGCAAUUGAACUUGAAGGAUGAUGAAGUGGUAAAGCAGGCCAUAAACUGCGAACCAGCGGGGAUUGUUAUUACAACGUCUCAUGAAAGAUUACUCUUCAUCGCUAUCAGGGAUUCAACCGGGAGACCGCAUGUUAAAGUUAAACAACAAUUGAUAAAGUCUCAAAGAGGAUUUUUUUUUCAUUCGCUGAAUGCUUAUAAGGAGAUUGUAUCCCUAAAGAAUGGACCCAUUGUAGGUAGAGGGGAAAGAUUAUUAUACAUGAUGACAAGAGGAGGUGAUUUACAAACAUGGCAGUUAUCGGUUGGCUCACACUCUUUUAAGAGGGUAGAGAUCAACAUUUAUGAGCAGAUUCUGGAAUCACUGCAAGAUCUGUACCCUUUUGCUCAUGGUUCAUUACAAAUCUUAGGCUCCCAUCCUCUAUUUUCCGAUACAUCAUCUGCUCACCUAAUCUUGUCGAGCAUCCAAAACGAUAAAGAAACUUACUACAUCUUAUCAACGAUUCUGCUUGAUGAAAAGACGAACAGUUUUACAAUAUUUUCCACCUAUCGACUCAACACAUACGUUUCUCCCUGCGGUGAUAACAAACCAAAGCUUUACAUUCCAGAUUAUCUGGGAACGGAAGUGAGGCAUAUGACAACGGUAUUUGUGCUGUUUUCAGAUGCGGUAGUUUUGACUCAAGUAAGUUCCAAUUUGGAUUCUACUUACCCACUAAGGAGAAAGUGGGAAGACAUAGUAAGUUUCCGUGAUGAUGUGAAUGUCAUUGGCUCAGGCUACAGCUCAGACUCAGUAUACCUCAUCGACAAAAAAAUUGGCGUCAUGGAGGUAAGCCUGAUAGAGAGGGAGAAAUCUGAAGCAGAGGAGGACGUGGGUUUUGUCAAAUCACAUAUAGACCAAGCCAUUUACUUUUCAGAUCUUUCGCCCAGCCCGAUCGAAUUUAAUCUACCAAAGGAGCUUUCGUUAGAAAACGAUGAAGUCGAAGAUGACCUCAAGUCGGCAAGUGAUGAGAUUUUCUUCUCAUCGGGUAAAUAUAUCCCACCGAUGCUGAAUACAUUGGUUCAGCAUUUAAGUUUACGUGUCGAGCUCCACGCCAAACUCUUGAAGUUUGUUGAAGAGAACUUCAAUUAUAGGAUAUCACCACAAGCAAAGUUGGACCUCUUGGAGAGAUUUGAAAUUAUGAAUUGCUGUUUGAAGCUAUUUGGUUCGUUGGAAGGCUCUUCAGAGCUCACAGAGGUCUGGAACUCUGUACUAUCGAGCACAAAGGGCAAUUUGGACAUGGAAAUCCUAGUUCGCAAUCAUUUGGAUAAAUUUCCUCAAAUUUUCGCCAACUUUUUAGCUAAAUUGACAAACGAAUCUCUAUCAUCAAGAUCACUAGCGUUCAAAGGUGCAGCGAUAGACUUAUUAGAUAACUGUGUCUACGAAGCCACCUUGGAGCAAGGCGAAAAAUCGAUCAGAUACGGUGAACUAAAGCUAGACCCACUUGAAAUUAGCAGAGACUUGCCAUGGUUUGUUAGUUUGGAAGGUUUGAAAGCCAUUAAUGAUUUAUUUUUUGAUUUCAAAUUCUCCCUGGCGAGUCCCACAGAACAUGAUAAAGAAAGGAUCGUUGUUCUUACCAAAAUUUUGUAUUAUUGUUUCAGUCAAGCAAAAUUGUGGUUCAAAGAAGGAGAAAAUCGUGAGAAAUUGCAAUUGCAUCAAAAAAUAGAGGACAUGUAUCGAGAGAAUCAUGUUAAUUGGGUUCACGUAUUGUUCGAAUUUGGCUUGCAGGAAUUUUCUUUGCAAAUUGCUGACUUCUACCAUGACAUGGAAUCACUCGUCGAGACUCUAGAACAAUUGGAUGUCGAUGGAUCGCAGGAGACCUAUUCGCAGUACUUCAAUAAGUUUGGUUAUGAUUUCGCUAAGACUCUUUUCAAUUAUUACAUUGAACAAGGCAAACUACGGGACCUGUUUAAUCGCUUCCCCGAGCAACACGAAUUGCUAGUCAAGUUCUUGAACAGUUCGAAGCAAUAUGGUUAUGUUAGUUGGAUACAAGAAAUAUUGGAUGAACAAUACAGUAAGGCAUCGGAAACUUUGGUCCAAGUAGCCGCUGGUAAAGCCGGUAUCGACAAACCAAUUGACGAUCGCCAAUUUCAGCUAAGUAUUGCCAAGUUGACCGCACUAGCAGAGGAUAACAGUCUUGAUCACGAAUCCAUGAUCAACAGAAUACAAUCAGACUUGGAUAUCAUCGACGGCCAGAAUGAUUUAGCCCAGAGAAUCAACGAACAAGGCAUCAAGGUGGCACCCAGAUUCCUCGAAACGGAGUUAAACAAUGUCUUUAAUCAGGUGGCUCAAAAAUUGAAGAAUAGGCAAAGCAUAACGUUGGAUCUGAUUGUCGAGAUAUACACCAUGUUAAACAAUACAGAAUGUCUCUACUGUGCCCUAAAACUCCUUGCGUAUGAGUAUGGCAUUUUAGAUUCUGAAACCAAGAAGAUACUGAUAUCCAUGGUGUGGAGACGAUGCAUACUAGCGGAAGCUGACUGGGCUGCUGUCGCAGAUUUAACUCAAACAGCUUUCUACCAAGUCCUGUGUCAAUAUUUUGACGAAGAAUUAUACAGAUCUGGGUCCCCGCUACCGAGCUAUCAGCUAAUGUGUGACAAAAGUGUACUGAUCAAGGGAUAUCUGACGAGCAAAUAUCAACAAUAUACUGAUAACCUCGAUGAUAUAGAAGGCUGCUUCAAGAAUGAGCUUAAGGCUGUUGAAGGACUUGGAAAAAUCUUCGAAACCCGCGUCAAGUCCAUCAUAGGAUCGGCUAAUGAGAGCAGCGGGAACAGAUGCGCAGUAAAUUACGAAUCAAGCAUAGUCGAAUUUCAUUAA